Messenger RNA from Aspergillus heteromorphus CBS 117.55, 1523 nucleotides. Its product is annotated as aspartate-semialdehyde dehydrogenase family protein. The record is from RefSeq and is a predicted model, not a curated record. Gene Ontology annotation, biological process: L-threonine biosynthetic process. Bases 334 to 1425 code for a protein of 363 amino acids. Gene Ontology annotation, molecular function: protein dimerization activity; NADP binding; aspartate-semialdehyde dehydrogenase (NADP+) activity. Lineage: Eukaryota; Fungi; Ascomycota; Eurotiomycetes; Eurotiales; Aspergillaceae. The transcript has 3 exons.
CUCGUUGUCACAGAGGUGAGUGCGAUUUCCUUGGUAUUUGGCUGUUUUAUGCUGCGAUGCGAACAAUUACGGCUGCAAUGUGAUUGUCUUUCCACGAUUGCUCGAUUGUGUAGACCGAUCGAUCAUGGAGACAGAGCGAUCCUGCCGCUUGCGGGUUUUGUACUCUGCAGGUCGGGCAUAGGCUGUCUCCCAUGAUCGCGAUCCGAUUGAGCAUUCUUCACGUUCUCACCGUGUUCGUUGAUGCUGGACUUUCAUUUUACCUCCGGAAUAUUGUGAGAAAAUCGACUAACAGCCCAUUGUUAGGCCUCGGUACAUAUUGAGUCAUCCGGCAAAAUGGUGUCAUAUCCUAAGAAGAAGUGCGGUGUCCUGGGCGCCACCGGCUCGGUCGGCCAACGCUUCAUCCUCCUGCUCGCCGACCACCCCUUCCUGGAGCUCCACGCCGUCGGUGCCUCGGAGCGCUCUGCGGGCAAGCAGUACAAGGAUGCCGUGAGAUGGAAGCAGACCACGGCUAUGUCGGAGAGGCUCAGCAGCCUGGUUCUCCGCAACUGCAAGGCCGAGAACUUCACUGACUGCGACCUCGUCUUCUCCGGACUGAACAGCGACAUCGCGGGUGAUCUCGAGAUGGAGUUCAUCAAGGCCGAAAUUCCCGUCUUCUCCAACGCGAAGAACUACCGCAAGCACCCCCUUGUCCCCCUGGUUGUCCCCACCGUCAACCCCCAACAUCUGGAUCUCAUCCCCCACCAGCGGAAGCACUUCGGCCUGAAGAAGGGUUUCUUGGUGUGCAACUCCAACUGCGCGGUCAUCGGCAUUGUUAUUCCGUUUGCGGCCCUCCAGGCUAAGUUCGGCCCCGUCUCGGAGGUCGAGGUGUUCACCGAGCAGGCUCUCUCGGGUGCUGGUUACCCGGGCGUGCCCAGCAUGGACAUCCUGGACAACGUGAUCCCGUUCAUCAGCGGCGAGGAGGACAAGCUCGAGAACGAGGCCCAGAAGAUCCUGGGCUCCCUGAACGCCGAGGCGACCGGCUUCGACGAGCAGUCGGGUCUUAAGGUCGGUGCCACGUGCACUCGCGUUGGAGUCACAGAUGGUCACAUGGCGUUUGUUUCGCUGCGCUUCAAGAACCGCCCGGCGCCCAGUGCCGAGCAGGUUGCGCAGGCCCUGAGAGAAUACCAGUCCGAGGCGCAGAAGCUGGGCGCCCCGUCCGCGCCCGCGCAGGCGAUUCGGGUGUUCGACGAGCCCGACCGGCCGCAGCCCCGACUGGACCGCGACAUCUCCAAGGGAUACACGGUCAGCGUUGGUCGUGUGCGCGACGGCCAGGAAGGUGGUUACUUCGACCUCCGGUUCGCGGCCCUUUCGCACAACACGGUGAUCGGCGCUGCGGGGUCGUCCAUCCUGAACGCGGAGGUUGCCGUCAUCAAGGGCUACAUCUAAAUGGAAUAAAAGAUCUAUGGCAUAUAGCGUUAGAGGGCGUCGGAUAUCCUUGUUUCCUAACUAGGCAGUUAGACUAAAAGCAUGACCAAAUCGAGAAC